UAACAUUUUAGUUCCCUGCCAUCGACGUGUUACCAUAGGUUAGCUUAGCUUAGCAUAGCACACCAACCAGCUAGGUCGUGUCAGGGGCAAAUAAUAAUAAUUCGUGAAUGAUUAAAAUGUCUUCAUGGAGAGAUUUGGCAGACCCCCUGUAGUAACUGUACAUUAGUAGCUUGGUACCUUACAAUAAAUGUUAAAACAUUGCACAGUUUUGUGAAAUUCUAAUGUACUUAAUCUGAUUUGAUUCUAGUAGAGGGUUUCACCAUGGACACGUUUGUCACAGAGACGUUGACUGCAUGGCAGCUUGAGAACUUGAUUGACACAUUUAAAGGCCAUCCACAGACACAAAGAAAGCCCUUGCCGUGGCAUUGGUGUAUGAAUUCCCUUGCCUUUUGGAUGGUACAGACAGUGGCUAUGUUUCCUGGAGGAGCGCUUGAGGAACGUCAGGAAGCGCAUGAGAAUGCUGAAACGACCACGCCACCAAGAACAACAGAAGGAACAGACCGUCCCUAGUACACCAGAUAUCACAAGACUUCCAGCAGCUUCAUCCAGAGGCAGUGGGAAAACUGUUUCAGAACUGGGCUACUAUGAGUGACCAAAUCCUUACAUAUGCCCAGCGAGAGGGAAAACUGCCCUUGGUGUUUGAUGACAUGACACCAGGCCGAGCUUUGAAAGUCCUGCCGACUCUGCUUCCUCCAUCGGUCUACAGGGUUGGAGGAAAAGUCCACAGACCGACCAUAGAGGAGUCCCGCGAGUCCUUCAUUAAUAUCCAACCAGUGGGCACCAACAUGGUACAGUACCUACAGACAGCAGAGAGAACUCAACCCUUCCCGCACAUCUUGUGUCUUGGUGAUGACAUGACAACAUGCCAGACCUUCACCAUUGUGUCAGACAACGCCAUUGAAACGGACACUUUGCUGGGUGCAGUAGAUCUGUGUUUUAAGGCUUUCUUUGUGUUUGACCUCAAUUACACAAAGCAGUGUCUCCCCACCUGGGAGUUUAUCCAACAGGCAGUAUAUAACAUUGAUGGACAUGAAUCCUCAAAUGUCAAAUUUAUGAGGACAUCAAUUGCAGCUUUGGCCUAAAGGUACACAGAGAGAGAAGUAGCCUUUUAGUGAUGUGUGUCAAACAAGUUGACAGCUGCUCUCUAAAAAUAUGAUUGACACAAAACAUGAUUGCAGAAGACAGUAGGCACAAACUUUAAUUGUGUUCCUGUUAAUUCAUUUAUUUUAAUUUCUUACUUUACGUGAUUUAAUUGACUUAUUAUUUACUUAUUUAAUUUACUUCAUUUAUUUAUUUACCUUGUUAUGUUUGUGUCUGUAUAUAGUUUCUGCUGGGCAGAGAAAUGUUUUAUCUCUAUAUUUAAAUAUGUUCAUGUUAUUUAAACCUGAAAGAGAAGUUGGUCCAGAUAACAGCACUUUGUAAUAUAUCAUUUGUUUUAAGGCUCUUUUUUUUUUUUGGGGGGGGGUUGAAUUUGUAUUGUUUGCAUUGUUCUUUUAUAGUGGCCUGAAUGUUGACGAUUUGCCAAAGAUGUUCAAAUUAUGAAUAAAUGCAUUUUUAUAUAUAUAUAUAUAUACGGUGUGUUUGGAGAUUAUUCAU
Molecule: messenger RNA, 1596 nt
Organism: Gymnodraco acuticeps
Lineage: Eukaryota; Metazoa; Chordata; Actinopteri; Perciformes; Bathydraconidae
Exons: 6
Coding region: 585-1082 (165 amino acids)
Source: RefSeq, a predicted model, not a curated record